UUAUAUCCUCUCUUUCAACUCCUUAUAUUUAAAAACCCUUAACCUGUUAGGCAUUUCUCAUGGAAGCACAAAAAACUCUAACUUCUUUCUCUAACAUGGCAACCAAUAAUACUUCCUUCUUCAAGUAUCUUCAGUCUCUCUCUCAAACCCCUCAGAGGCUUAAAAAGAGAAUGCUAGCUACUUGGACUCCAGACCAAGAACUUAACCAAGUAAGGCUCAGGUCUGGUGCAGAUAUGAAGAGAAAACUCAAGUGGCAUGACUUGAUUGCUCUCGGUAUAGGAGGCAUGCUUGGUGUUGGAGUCUUUGUCACUACUGGCCCUGUGGCACAUGAAGUCUCUGGCCCUGCAGUUUUCAUAUCUUAUAUUAUUGCUGGCAUAUCAGCUCUUCUUUCGUCUUUAUGUUACACUGAAUUUUCUGUUCAGAUUCCGGUUGCCGGUGGGGCCUUUAGUUAUCUGAGAGUGACUUUUGGAGAGUUCACAGGCUAUUUUGCUGGAGCAAACAUACUAAUGGAAUAUGUAUUAUCAAAUGCUGCGGUUGCAAGAAGUUUCACAGAAUAUCUCUGCCAUGCUGUGGGAGAGAAUGAUCCAAAGUCAUGGAGAGUUCAAGUGAAUGGAUUGGUAGAGGGUUAUGAUCAGUUGGAUUUCCCAGCUGUUGCUCUUAUUCUUCUUCUCACUCUCUGCCUUUGCUAUAGUACAAAGGAAAGCUCAAUACUGAACCUAAUAAUGACAGUCUUCCAUGUCAUUUUCUUUGGAUUUAUCAUAAUUGCUGGUCUCUCCAAUGGGAGUGCCAAGAACUUGAUCAAGCCAGGAGGGAUUGCUCCUUUUGGUGUUAAAGGUGUAAUUAAUGGAGCAGCUGUGGUAUACUUCAGCUUUAUUGGAUACGACUCCGUUUCAACUAUGGCAGAAGAGAUCCAAAAUCCUUCAAGAAGCCUUCCAGUGGGCAUUUUGGGUUCUCUUCUAAUAGUCUGUGUGCUAUAUUGCCUCAUGGCCUUAUCUUUGUGUAUGAUGGUGCCUUAUAAUAUGAUACAAUCGAACGCAUCAUUUUCGACGGUUUUCGCAAAUGUUGGGUGGAAGUGGGCAAGCAAUGUGGUUGGAGCAGGAGCAAGUUUGGGCAUCGUGGCUUCUCUCUUGGUUGCCAUGUUAGGCCAAGCAAGAUACCUUUGUGUCAUUUCAAGGGCUAGGCUUGUGCCUUCUUGGUUGGCUAAGGUGCAUCCCACCACAGGCACCCCCUUGAACGCUACACUCUUCUUGGGUUUCUGCACAGCUUCAAUUGCACUCUUCACUGACCUCAACAUAGUCAUUGAAAUGAUAUCAAUCAGCACAUUAUUGGUGUUCUACAUGGUGGCCAAUGCUCUCAUCUACCGGAGAUACGUAAUCAUUAGCCAUAAUCCUCCUUCUCAUACUCUCUUGUUCCUGUUCCUCCUUUCAUCUAGUGCAAUUGGCUUCUCUAUUUCAUGGAAACUUGAAGAACAAAAAUGGGGUUUGUCACUAUUUGGUCUAGUUAUAGUUGUCCUUACAGCUUUCUUUCAAUACAUGGUACCUUCCAUAAGCCAACCAAAUGAAGAAUGGUCAGUGCCAUUCAUGCCAUGGCCAGCUGCAGCCUCAAUAUUCCUUAACGUCUUUCUUAUGACCACAUUAAAGCUGCUCUCUUUCCAAAGAUUUGCUGUAUGGACAUGUCUGAUAACUUUGUUUUAUGUGUUAUAUGGUGUACAUUCAACUUAUCAAGCAGAAGAGAUGGAAGUGGGUGUUGGUGACAUGCAACAACACCCAUCAAUCCAACAAAGUAAGCUAGAUAUUCAAGUCCUAUAGUAACAAAACUACUCUAUUUGCCCUAUCUUUUAUCCUUUCUCAUCUUUCUUUAAUUUAAGAAUCCUUUUCUUGGAUAUGGAGAAAAUAAACAAUAAAUGAUAAGAUAAAAGGGUCAAGUAAAACAAAGCAAGAGAAAGAGAAAUUAAGAGAGAGAGAUGAAGUUCCUAUGGGGCAUUUGGUCAAUAGUUAAAGAGUUGAUUGUUUAUUUGUUAGUAUAAAAUGUUAACAAUAAGCCCCCAGUCUUGUAUAAAGAAAUUUCUAUGUAAAAGAAAGAGAGAUUUUCUA
Molecule: messenger RNA, 2093 nt
Organism: Jatropha curcas
Lineage: Eukaryota; Viridiplantae; Streptophyta; Magnoliopsida; Malpighiales; Euphorbiaceae
Product: cationic amino acid transporter 6, chloroplastic
Biological process (GO): amino acid transport; transmembrane transport
Cellular component (GO): plasma membrane
Molecular function (GO): amino acid transmembrane transporter activity
Source: RefSeq, a predicted model, not a curated record